Anopheles moucheti is the source of this 1010-nucleotide messenger RNA. RefSeq names its product zinc finger matrin-type protein 2. Gene Ontology annotation, cellular component: spliceosomal complex; U4/U6 x U5 tri-snRNP complex. The coding region runs from base 74 to 667 and encodes 197 amino acids. The transcript is spliced from 2 exons. NCBI's taxonomy places the organism in Eukaryota, Metazoa, Arthropoda, Insecta, Diptera, Culicidae. The record is from RefSeq and is a predicted model, not a curated record. Gene Ontology annotation, molecular function: zinc ion binding; nucleic acid binding. Gene Ontology annotation, biological process: mRNA splicing, via spliceosome.
UGUUCUGCGAGAUAAAAUUGUAUCACAUUAUUGUUUCACGCUAAACCUGCACGAGCCUUACAGGGGUUUCACGAUGUCGAUGCGACCGGACGACCAUCGCCGGAAGUGGGAUCGCAAGGAGUACGAAAGGCUCGCGCACGAGCGUAUUCUUUCCAAGGAUAAAGGCAGUGAGGACGAUGGUGAGCCCGUCACUAAGGAGCUGCUCAAGCAGCGCGAGUACAAAGUCGAUCUGGACAGCAAGCUGGGCAAGAGUAUGGUCAUCAACAAGAGCACACCUUCGUCCCAGUCCGGCGGGUACUACUGUAACGUGUGCGACUGUGUGGUGAAGGAUUCGAUCAACUUUCUCGACCACAUCAAUGGCAAGAAGCAUCAGCGCAAUCUCGGUAUGUCGAUGAAGGUCGAACGAAGUUCGCUAGAUCAGGUGAAGGAACGGUUCAAGAUAAACAAAAAGAAAACCGAGGAAAAGAAGAAAGACUACGAGCUGGAGUCACGGGUACGUGAAGCGAAGGAGGAGGAAGACCGAUACCGGGAGUACAAGCGCGAGAAGAGAAAAGAGCGCAAGCGAAAACAUGACGAUGAUGACGCUGAUCCCGAUCUGGAUGCGGGCAGCUCGGAAAUGGCCGCCAUAAUGGGAUUUGCCGGGUUCGGUGGAUCGAAGAAAAACUGAACAAUCUUGAUCCGGACAAGGCGUUCGCCAGAAGGUUAACACCAUGUGCAGGCCAUGGUGGGUGGAUACCCAUCCACCGCGAGGCUUAAUGAACCUUCUGGACUGCGCCGCGGGUUUCUUCAUUUUUUGGUUUCCGUCGCAUGGUUCCAGCUCACCGAUAAUACACAGACACGUGCUUUACAAACGUGAGGAGCAAACGGUACAGACGCAUUGCUCUGUCUGCAAAACCUCAUCUUACAUGCACAUCAGGCCGAUGUUCAACCUUAAACUAAACUUGUAUAACUCGACUUACCUGUAACUGGCGGUGUUGUAUAUUAGAAUAAACUUUAAUUUAAAAACCUCA